Molecule: messenger RNA, 1063 nt
Organism: Meleagris gallopavo (turkey)
Lineage: Eukaryota; Metazoa; Chordata; Aves; Galliformes; Phasianidae
Gene: BSND
Product: barttin CLCNK type accessory subunit beta
Biological process (GO): chloride transport
Cellular component (GO): basolateral plasma membrane
Molecular function (GO): chloride channel regulator activity
Source: RefSeq, a predicted model, not a curated record
CACAGCCGAUCCCCAGCCCCCGGCAGCCUCCGCAGUGAGAAACCACUCCUGCCGUCCCCAGAGGUGUGCUCGGCACGGAGCUCCCGGUGUCAGCCCUCCCACUGCCUGCCCAUGGCCGAGGAGAAGACGUUUCGCUAUGGGUUCAUCAUGCUGGGCUUCUUCCUGGUGAUGACGGGGAUGUUCAUCAUGAGCGUGGAGAAGCCCCAGAUCUACGCCACCUUCUGUGCUGGGGGCAUCCUGCUCAUCGCCGUGGGCGUCACAUGGAGCAUGUGCCAGUGCUACCCCAGGGUGACAUUUGUCCCUGUGCAGCCCGAGGCUGAGAAUUUUCCAGAUCACAAAGCCACGCUGCUGCCGGAGAAGGGCAACCUGGAGACACUCAGCCUGCAGGAUCCCUACAGCAGUGCCUUCGAGAAGAGCCUCCCCUCCUACGAGCAGGUCCAGGCAUCAGCACAGCCCCGGCCCCGCAGCUGCUCACAGGCACUGCUGCAGGCAAAGGCAGAGGUGCACCAAGAGUCGGGGGGACCCCAAGAACCCCCCCAGGAGGCAGCCCCGCAGCUGGAGCCUGGCAGCUGCCCCUCCCAGCCGCCCCUAGGCCCUGCACCACUGGUGUCCCUCCUGGAGGACAUGGACACGGCCUCACUGGAAAGCUCUGUGCCUGACAGCCCCUCAUCACCCCAAGGCUGCUCUGGACAGGGAGAGCACCCCGGCUCCCCACGAAAAGCCAGCAGGAAGGUGAAUGAUCUCUACUAUGGGCUGGGAGAGGGGUCAGACAUUCUGCUCGAGGACAGCGACCACCUCUUUGAGCCUGAAAAAUGAUGUCCCCAUGGGGACUGUUGCUGCAUGGAGGGGACACCCAAAGUGCAGUCCUGGCACCAUGGAAGCACUGGGAUGGGCACAGGGAAGCCCAAAUGCCAGCGACAAGGAUGUGCCGGGAAGCAGCCGGGCUGUGCCGGGCUGUGUAGGUAAGCAGCAGUGCUCCAAUCCCAUGGGUUGUGUAGGGAUGAGAUGUCAGCAGUUUUUCUAUUUAUCAAAGCCUCCCUGGAAUUAAAGCUGGAUUCUGAGA